Molecule: messenger RNA, 1581 nt
Organism: Ilyonectria robusta
Lineage: Eukaryota; Fungi; Ascomycota; Sordariomycetes; Hypocreales; Nectriaceae
Exons: 2
Coding region: 137-1498 (453 amino acids)
Biological process (GO): polysaccharide biosynthetic process
Molecular function (GO): NAD binding; oxidoreductase activity, acting on the CH-CH group of donors, NAD or NADP as acceptor; oxidoreductase activity, acting on the CH-OH group of donors, NAD or NADP as acceptor
Source: RefSeq, a predicted model, not a curated record
AACAUAUAAACAGCCUCAUCCGAGAGUUCUACUUGCUGCUUCCCAUCCUCACCCAUCAACUACCUCACUUACUCAAGAGUCAAUAUCUCUCACUUACAUUGAAACUUCGUUUCCUUUUCCCUCUGUCACCAUCAACAUGAUGCCUCAACAAACUCUUGGGCCUCGGCCGCUUGCCCUUAACAAGACUCUCGAAAAGCGCCAGGCAGCCUCUGCCUUCUCACCCCCCUUGACGCCCCCUCAUCGGACAGACACGCACGCGUCCAAGACGAUUGAGCUUGACUUGCAAUCGAGCCCAAUAACUCGCGCUGAGCGUCCUCUGGUGGCCGUCAUUGGGGUUGGCUACGUUGGUACCCAUCUCGUCGAGACCUUUUCCCGCGGCUUUGAUACAUUGGGCUUCGAUAUUUCCGACAAACGCAUUUCCGAAGUUCAGCCAAUGUUCAAAGGAAACGAGCGCGUCAUGCUAUCUAGCAUCACCGAUGACUUGGACGAUGCAACCCAUUUCCUGAUAUCUGUGCCUACGCUGCUUCGUCCCGACCGCAGUGUUGACGCCUCAUAUCUGCGUAGUGCCCUUCGGACUGUGGCUACACAUGCGCGACGGGGCUCGACAGUCGUGAUUGAAAGCUCAGUAGCCAUUGGAAUGACCCGAGAACUUCUUGGGCCACUUGCAAAAGACUGCGGCUUCUUCGUUGGCAUGUCUCCAGAGCGUGUCGACCCUGGACGUACCGAGCCACCUGCUUACGAUAUCCCCAAGGUCGUUUCGGGCUUGGAUGACGUUGCUCCGGGCUCCCUGGAUAGCAUCCUGCGUCUCUAUUCGGCUGUGUUCAACCACGUUGUCCCAGUAUCCAAGCCUGAGGUCGCUGAGAUGACCAAGCUCUACGAAAACUGCCAGCGAAUGAUGUGCAUCGCCUACGCCAACGAAAUGGCUGACGCAUGUAUUCCCCAUGGCAUUGAUCCCUACGAGGUCUGCGGUGCUGCUGCAUCUAAACCCUUUGGGUAUAUGCCUUAUAUGCCCGGUCCUGGAGUUGGCGGCCACUGCAUCCCUAUCAACCCUUAUUAUCUCCUAUCAAACAGCAAAUUCCCCCUCCUCAGUGCCGCCACCGAAGCCAUGUGGCGGCGUCCUGCGGAUAUUGCGGCCCGAGCUAUCGAGACACUGGAAAACGCCGGCCUUGGCAAGUCUCAGCCACGCGUGCUCGUUGUCGGAGUUGGUUUCAAGCCAGGCCAAUCAACGCUCAGCAACUCGCCCGGCCUCGACAUCAUCAAGUCUUUGGCCGUGUCCUCCAAGGUAGACGUGAGCUUCGCCGACACAAUGGUUACUCAGGAAAUGGUGCCGCAGGUCAGUCGCCUUGACGACAGAGAUUGGAACGCCGACACAUUGGAGCAAUUUGACAUGAUUCUGAUCGCGAUGCGACAAGUUGGGCUUGACUACCAGCGCUCCGAACAAAACAAAACACUACCAAAUCAAAUCAAUAUAAAUCAAUACAAAACAAAUCAAAAUUGAAGCUAUUCAAAACAAUACUAGCCUACCGUUUUGUAUUGGUAAUUUUGGUAUAUUUUGGUAAAAUCCCCCCUGUCAGUCGGCCA